AUGGGAGGUUAUGUACCAUUUACUAAAGUUACCACAAUUCUGUUUAGGAUGAUUUUACGAAUUUGGGCUUAUUCAGGCCUAGUUUUGGUAUUCUGUUUUCUAGUAUAUUAUUUAUAUGGUACCUUGUUUGCUGUACUAUUACUAUUUUUUGCUGUCACAGGAAUCCUGUAUCAAGUCCAAGAUAAUUUACUAUAUAAUUCAGAAUUACCUCCUCAUUCGAGGGUGUAUGUACCAAUACCAUCCACAUUUAAUCUUCCUUAUGAGAGUGUAAUGACGAAAACCUCUGAUGGAAUACAAAUUCACAUGUACUUUAUAUAUCAGCCCAAAGACAAACAAAAAAACGCACCUACCAUUAUAUUUUUUCAUGGCAAUGCUGGUAAUAUAGGCCAUCGAUUGCAAAAUUGUGUUGGUUUGUAUCACAACUUACACUGCAAUAUACUCUUAGUUGAAUAUAGGGGAUAUGGCCUAUCAGAAGGUGUCCCUUCUGAAGAUGGACUUUAUUUAGAUGCUAAAGCUAGCAUUGAUUAUUUGUUUACUAGGAGCGAUAUUAACCAUUCAGAAAUAAUUAUUUUUGGAAGGUCUUUAGGUGGUGCUGUAGCUAUAGAUUUAGCCACUAGAGAGGAAUAUAUGGGCAAAGUUAUGUGUCUAAUUGUAGAAAAUACCUUUACCAGUAUACCUGAUAUGGCAAAAGUUCUAUUAGGAUGGAGGAUAUUGCAGUAUUUUCCACUAUUUUUCUAUAAAAAUAAAUUCAUAUCAUAUCAAAAAGUUAAAUAUCUCCGCCUACCUUCAUUGUUCAUAUCAGGAAUGGACGAUUCUCUAGUACCCCCCAGAAUGAUGCAAGAGUUGCACAACCGUUGCGACAGUAUCAGGAAACAACUCCUCCAAAUACCUGCUGGUACUCACAAUGAGACUUGGCAACUGCAAGGUUACUACCGUUCUAUGGCUGUGUUUUUACAAAGUUGCAGAUUGGACAAUAGUGUUCAUGUUAGUUUUGAUAUUAAAAACGAAAAGACUACUAGUAAUAGCAUUUGGAGUGACGUACAGACUAUUUAG
Molecule: messenger RNA, 1053 nt
Organism: Psylliodes chrysocephalus
Lineage: Eukaryota; Metazoa; Arthropoda; Insecta; Coleoptera; Chrysomelidae
Source: the annotation of a GenBank genome assembly